Eimeria maxima is the source of this 7665-nucleotide messenger RNA. Its product is annotated as glycoprotein 96-92, putative. The coding region runs from base 1 to 7665 and encodes 2554 amino acids. Lineage: Eukaryota; Apicomplexa; Conoidasida; Eucoccidiorida; Eimeriidae. The transcript is spliced from 6 exons. Gene Ontology annotation, biological process: regulation of DNA-templated transcription. Gene Ontology annotation, molecular function: DNA-binding transcription factor activity. The record is from RefSeq and is a predicted model, not a curated record.
AUGGCGACCCCGCGAGGUCCUGCACCCCCUGCACAGACCCCUCGGGGCCCCACAGGGGCAGCAGCCGCAGCUGCUUCUGCUGCUGUUGUGCUGUCGCAGCCCUGCAGCCCAGGCAGCCGCAAGGCAGGCCUUAGAGCUGUGCCUCACGCAUUGCAGAAGGUCACGCCCUGCAGCAGCAGAAACAGCAACAGCAGCAUUUCUACUGCCUGCGACACCAGCAGCAGCGGCGCCAACACUACAUGCGACAGCAGCAGCAGAACGGCCUCUGCUGGCAGUGCCAGCAGCAGCAACAACACUCAGGCGGAUGCAGCAGCCAAGAACAAAGCCGCACCCUCUCCUUGGGCGUGCGUAAAGCACCAGCAACAAGAAAGGCAGCAGCAGCAGCAACAGCAGCUGGGAGGCCGUAGACCCGCAGCGUCGCAGUGUGGCUGCAGCGACUCAUCGGAACCAUCUGCCCCCGACUGUGCAACAGCAGCAGCUGCUGCAGAGGCGAAUUUGCGUAGUCUUUCCGCUGCACCAGCAGGGGCGUCGCCUAAUCCAGCAGAUGCAGCAUGCGGUUGCCCAGGGGCCAAUUUCUGCUGCACACCAAGCGGCUCAGCAGCAGUGCUAGCGGAUGGGAGAUCAGCAGGUGCAGAUGCUGCAGCAGCGGCCGGUGCUGCAGCAGCAGCGGGUGCUGCAGCAUCAGCUGCAGCUGCGGGGUCUCUGAAGGUUCGUGCUGCAGUGACAGCCAGCAAGCGGCAGCAUCCGCCCGUUCUGCCGUCUCUGCUACGACGCACUGCAGCCCCUGCACUGUCCCUCAAAAUGGAGCGUUCCGCUGCAGCAGCACCAGGUGCAGCGGCAGUAGCUGCUGCUGCAUCUGGAGAUGCUGCUUCGGGGACAACAGCAGCAGCUCCCGCUGCAGGUUGUGGUCGAGGCCUGUGGUUGAGCAUGCAACAGCAGCAGCAGCAAGCAGCAGCAUGUCUGCACGCUGCAGGGCUGAUGCUGGGAGUGCAGCCAUCCGCUCAAGCAGCAGCAGCAGCAGCGGCUGCUGCUGCUGCUGUUGCUGCAGCUUCCUGUGCCUCCAGGGACUCAGGCCUGCACCCAACAGUAGAGUCAAGCCGCAUGACCCACGUAGGAACAAGUGUGGGACAAGCGCUCCAGCAGCAGCAGGAGCAGAUAGCUGUACCAGGCAGCAGUAGCAACACGAACAGCACUGGUCUGUCAGCGGCUACGGCGCCUGCAGCUGGUCCCUGUGCUACUGCUUUUCCUGCUGCUCAAGAGCCAGCUUAUCGCCUUUUUGCUUCCCUGCGCAUUCGCUCUGCGGCAGCCGUUGAUGCGGAAGCAGCAGCGGCAGCUGCUGCAGCAGCUGCUGCAGAUCCCCACAGUCUUGUCGCUUGCGCGACGCCUUGUGAGUCAACUCCAGAUGCAGUAAAAGCACAAGCAGGAUCAGCAACAACAACAGCACCAGCAGGCAGCGGGUGUGUAAAGAUGUGUCGGCUGCAAGCGUCUGCGGGUGUAGGUCGUGCAAGUCCUCCCACUGCAGAACUAUGCAGCUCUAUCAGCAUAGCAGUACCAGCAGAAGAAGCAACAGCAGCAGCUAGUGCAGCAGCAGGAGAGCAGGUAUGUAGCCGCUGCUUGGCUGGGCUGGAGGUAUAUCCCGCAGUGCAUGGACUCUGUUUCUUGCCUAGGGGUGCUGUCGUUGUUUGGAGAGGCCGGCGGUUCCUUCUUAAUAUCGACGCCUGGCUAGCUGCUGCGAGCAGUAGCUGCAACGACAGCAGCAGCGACAGCAACGGCAAUGGCAGAGGCGGCAGCAGCAGAAGCAACGCGAACAGCUGCGCAUCUUCACAGGAACCGCAGGGGGAUGCCGCACGUGCUGUUAUGUCUUGCGGGGUUGCUACAGCAACAGCGGGCGGACAGCAGCAGACUGGGGGAGACCGUGGGCCGGUGGGAACGUGCUGCUGCUGUCCACUAGUCAAGCUGCGGCAGGGUGUGUCCAGAAGCAGCAACGGAGGCAACAGCAGCAGCAGCGACAGACGAGGCGAAAGACAGACGCAUGCAGGUCACCGCAAGUGCCUCGGAUUUCCGGCUGCUGAUGCGUCAGUGGACAGCUGCGGCAGCAGCAGCAGAACCCGAAGCAGCAGCAGCGACGAGUGCUCGCCGCGGAGCAGCAACAGCGGCGGCAGCAAUGCUGAAGGCAGACCCUUCGUAUCCUCCACAUGUGGCGUUUCGGAAGACACGAGUGACCCUGGUUCGACUAACGGCAGCACUGGAGGUAGCAGGAGCAGCAGGUUGUGUAUGUCUUGCAGGUCUAGCUGCGCUGCAGACCCCCCUACUUGCUUGUUCGCUGCUGGGGUGGCUAUCCGUUGCUUCUCUCUGUCAUUUUACGGCUCUGCUGCUGCAGCACGAGAAGCAGCAGUCCGUCACCUGGUGCAGCAGCAGGGCAGCAUUUGCUUCGUUGUCAGGCAGCAGCAGCAGGAGCUGCAGCGACUGCUGCAACCGUCGGCCAUAAGCUAUGAAGAGCACAUUGCAAUGCAGCAGCAGCAGCAACAGCAACAGCAACAACAGCAGCAGCUGCAGCACCAAAUAUUGAAGAAACCGGAGACGUACGUCUUGAGGUUGCAACAGCAGCAGCAGCAGGACGUGCCACUCCGCCACAGACCGCUUCUUCAAGGAACAGAGCGGAAUCCGCCGGUCUUGCGGCCCCGGAGGUCCCUGCAGCAGCAGGAGCACCCGGAGCGGGCUGACAGACCUAAGAGGCAGCUUCCUCCACGCCUUAAAGACCCUGAAGGUUCUGGCGCCAUCUCUGCUGCAGAGAGCAGCGCGAGCUGCACCUCAACGCCAGCAGCAGGAAGAGCUGCAGCUAGCUCAGUAGACAGCGUCGACUCAGCGGGGCCAGCGUCCCCCGUGCCGGCAGGAGCAGCAGCAGCAGCAGCAGUGUCUCCAAGUUCUUCUUUCCUCAGCAGCAGCAGCAGCAAGGUUCACAGGACGCCUCUGUCACGCCCGCUGAAGCUGUCGGGAGUAAUUCCGCGUCUGGAGCAGUUGCCGGUGUGUGAAGGUGAAGAGGGAGCAGCAGCAGCAGCAGCAGCAGCGGCGGCGGCAGCAACAGCACCUGGCGCGUACCGCGUCGGCGACUUCUUGCAGGGGCUGCUGGCUUGUCCUUCAGGCAACAGCUCGAAACAGCAGCAGCAGCAGCUCCUACGGAGCAGCAGAAAGCGGAAGGCAGUUCCUGCUGCUGCGGCGGAUGGCUCUGGCAGUUCUUGGGGGGGUGGCCCCCGGAGCUUCCACAGAAUCAGCAGCAGCAGCAGCAGCAGCAGCAGCAACGGUUGCGUAUUCAGCAGCCUGAGUCGGGUAUUGAUGGAGAGAGAGGUGACCCGGGAGGGGCGUUUGCUACUGCGGAACGCUUUGCUGUCUGGCUGUCUUGUGCCUCCGGGGGAGGAGUUUGCAAUCUCUUCUUUAGAUGACAUCGAAGCACUCCCGGCAGCGGACCCAUUUUCACACAAGCUCCAGCGGAGCCAGCUGAUGGAUGUUGCCACUACCCGGCAGCUGCUGGCUGCCAGGCGCUUUGUUUAUUUGCUGUCUCCUUAUGCAGAGUCCAGGACGUUUGCUGCUGCAGCAGGCGCAGGAGGCCACGCUGCUGCCGCUGCUGCGGCUGUUGCCGUUGCCAAGCCUCCCCCCACACCACCGACUACCAGGCAGCAGCUUGCCAGCGCCGCCACCACCACCACCACCAACAGCAGCAGCAAUUGCAUUAGCAGCCACAGCAUUAGCAGCAACAACAGCAUUACCAACGGCAGCAUUGGCAACAGCAGCAUCAGCAACUGCAGCAGCAGCGUCAGCAACGGCAGCAUCAGCAACAACUGCAGCAGCAACAGCAGCAGCAUCAACAGCAUUAGGAGCAACAGCAGUAGCGGCAAUUGCAGCAGCAGCAACAGCAGCAACAGCAACAGCAUUAGCAGCAAUAGCACCAACAGCAGCAGCAGCAGCAACAGCGGCAACAGCAGCAGCAACAGUAGCAGCAGCAACGCCAUUAACAGCAACGGCAACAGCGGUAACAGAAGCAGCAGUAACAACAGCAACAGCAACAGCAACAGCAAUAGCAACAGCGGCAACAGCAAGGAGCUGCAUGCAAUUUGUGCUGUCGGCCCCACGUCCGAAGGAUUGCGCGCUGCGUCAAGCAGUAGCAGCAGCUGCAGCAGCGGCAACAGCAGAGCAGAGUCCCAACAGCUGCAGAACCUUGUUUCGCAGCAGCAGCUGGCGUUGGCUGCUCAGCAGCAACAGCUGGCGUCCGCUCAGCAGCAGCAACUUGUUCUUCAGUACCUCAUUCGCAAGCGACACGAGCAGCAUCAACACCCACAGCAACAGCAACAGCAGCAGCAGCAGCCGCAACUCCAUUCAACGGCAAUAGCCACAGAUUCAGCGGCUGCUGGAGUGACCCUUGGUGGAGCAGAGCAGCAGUUGCACCCGCAGCUGCUACACCAGCAACGGGUGAAACAGUGGCAGCAGCUGUGGCAGCAGCAGCUACUGCAACGACUUCAGCAGCAACAAACGGCUCCCCAAGGCGUCGCGCCCACUGCAGCGCAACAGGCCCUGCUGCAGCAGCAGCAGUCUCAAGGGGUUGCUGCACUUUGGCUGCAGCGCCCUCAGUGGCGCCUUCCCUUCUGGCCUUUGCUGCCACAGCAGCAACAGCAGCAACAGCAGCAACAAACACAGCAGCAACAGCAAAGACAACAACAACAACAACAGCAGCAACAGCAACAUCACCAAAAUGGACAAGCUAAAGCGGAAGCGGGUCCACACGAAGAAGAAACGAAACAGCCCUCUCUCUCAGCUGCUGGAGGGAAGCCCACAGCAGAAGCAGCCACACGUGAUACUGUUGGUGCUGCUACUGCUGCAAAGGCUCCCUUCCUAAAGGGACGAGGCGAGGACGCCUGUAGUCGUAGCACCGGAAACAACAGCAACAGUAGCGACAACAACGGCAGCAGGAGCAGUGGCAGCAGCGGGAGCAACGCUAGCGGCAGCAGCAGUACCAGCGGUAGCAGCAAGACCACCGGGGGCUGCCGGGCAAGUCUGCUGCCACCUGGGUACGGUGAGCUGCCACAGCUGGAGGCCCUGGUGGACGCAGCAGUGCUGCUGAGCAGACACUUCAAGCCCAACCCAGAACCUCACCUAGAAGCAGGUGCUCGUCUUGACAGCAGGCGGCCGCUGCACUGCGUGUGGCUGGACGAGCGGAGGCAGCCGCAGUGGCGUUGUAGGUGGACAGCCUCAGCAGGUCGCCGCUUUAGUAGAACGUUUUCUGUCAAUCUCUUCGGAUAUGAGUCGGCAAAGCGCUUGGCUGUGUGGUCGAAGCUCCUUGUGUCGACACCGCAUCAACGACGGGCGUGUCUUCAGGAGCUCUGGGAUUCAGUGCAGCAGCAAGUGCGACAUCCGCUGCCGCAUGAAGUAGCAGCGCUACUGAAGCACGGGAAGGUGAAGCCAGAAGUCUGCUGCUUCGAGCUGAGGCCCCCGGCGCUGCUGCGCCACCAGCAGCAGCUGCUGCUGCCACACCAUUUCUCGCAUGGCAAAUCCCAGGACCAGCAAAAUCAGCAGCAACGAAACCACCUACAGCAGCAGCGUCACCAACAACAGCAGCGCCACCAUCAACAACAGCAAGAGGAACAACCGCGCGGCUCGCAGACUCCCACGGUGUCCUCCUCUGUCACUGGGUCCUCUAGUGGCAGAGAGCGACGCCAGCAGCAGCUGCAAGAUAAGCAGCAGCAGCAACAGCAACACGAAGACGAUGUAGGAGGUUCGCCAAGGCUUGAGAAAGAGCGGCGUUCUGCUGCUGCUACCGCCGGUACUGUGAGUGCUGCUGCUGUUGCUACCGCCGGUACUGUGAGUGCUGCUGCUGCUGCAGCUACUUCCGAUCCGGGGUCCCCUUGUAAUCCUCAGCAGCGCCGCAACGCUGCUGUUCCCGCUGCUGGGACUACCGCUGCUGGGGCAUCAGUCACUAAGGCAAGCGAAAGAUAUGACAAGACGUCAGCAGAUGGGGGCGGCUGUUUCCGAAGUGCUGAACCCGAAGCAACAGGGACAGCAGCAACAACGCCAGCAACAACAGUAGAAGGGGCAGCAGGAGCAGAGGGGCCUUCAGCAGCAACUUUUGCGGUGAGGCGGAGAGGGCUGCGUCAGCGGGGAACGGAGAAAGAAGACGCGAUCGCGAAAGGUGAGGCUGUUCUAUCAACGGCCGCUUUGAGUGCUGCUGCAGCGACUGCUGCAGCGACUGCUGCAGCAGCUGUUGCUGCAUCGGCAGCUGCUGUUCCAGCAGUGGCUGCUGAUGCUCCGAGAGGACCCAGCAGUGCAGGAGCAAAAUCUGCAGGGGCUUCGCCGUUUGUUGCAGCAGCUACUGCAGUUUAUCCCUGCCACAGCAGCCGCAGCGGCGGUGGAGGCCGAUCAGGUGCAGCAACAACCAGAGCAGCUGCAGCAGCUGCUGCUGUUGCUGCUGCAGGCGAAGGAUCGCCUGCGUCUGCUGCUUCAGUAGAGAGCAGCACCAGUAGCAGCUCCUUGAAGAGAAAGCCGCAUCGUACGGAAGGUGAUGAAACGGCGUAUGGUGGUGCUGCUGCGGUUCCUUCUGCUGCACCCCCGGGGGUUUGUACAGAGACGGAGACUGGAAGGCUGAAGGGAACGAUGCUGCUCAGAUUCCGCAACGCACGCCAGCAGCAGCAGCAGCAACAGCAGCAGCAGCAACAUGUGAAGCGUCGCCAUGUAGACUCGGGCUCAGGUGAGUCCAGCAGCGAAGGAGACGAGACAAGCAAUGCUGCUGCGUCAGGGCGCCGGAGUUGCAACGGCAACGGCAGUAGCAGCAGCUGCAGCGGCAAGCUGUUCUUUCGUCGGAUCGCUGCGGGAACUGACAGCGCCCGAUUGCUGCAGGGAAACAGCACACAAGAGGAGGACUCCACUAGCGACAGGGAAGAACUCGCUUCUGGGGCUGCUGCCCUCAGAGCACUCAGCCGCAGCAGCAACAAUGCACAGAGAAGCAGCAACGGAAGCUACAGUUACAGCAGCAGCAAGUCUCCCCGUGAAGUGCGACGGGGGCGCCGAAAGGCUGCAGCUGAUUCUAGCAACAGAUGCAGCAGCAACAGCAGCAGCAGCAGCAGCCUCUCAUCGCUCUCUGUUACCCACGAAGCCCCCGGCAGUACGCCAAGGGCUGCAGUAUCCACAGUGUACAUGUCGCUAAGGCCUAGGGCAGCAGCGGCGGCAAACGCAGCAGCUUCAGGCAGCAGUGGUAGCAGCAGCUUGAUGUUCCAGCAGCAGUCGCUGCAGCAGCAGCAGCGGACAGCGGGUAAGAGAAAUGGCACGUCAGAAGACGCCCAAAAGCCGCCUCCGCUUCCUGCAGCAGCAGCAGCAGCAGCAGAAACACCAGCUGCAGCAAGAGCUGCAUCUCCAGUUGCACUACCAGCUAUAGCAAGAACUGCAGCACGAGCUGUAGCAGCAGUCGCUCAAAGGUCGCGGCAAAACACUGUGAAUUUCAACAGCGGCAGCAGCAGCAGCAGCAAAAGUAGCCUUAAACAGCGCCCCAUCCUUCGAUCCCUGCGGUCUGUGGCGACAAGAGCAUCCGGGGCUGCAGCCGCCCUUCAGGCCUCCCCGCGACGAGUUUCUCCAGCGGCUGCAAGAGCAGCAACAGGAACAACGCAUGCAUGUGCGCUGGAGUAG